UGACUAUUUCAAUGAUCUGGGUUCUUGCAAGUUAUUCCGCCUUUCUUACGCAACACAAUUGCUCAAACACGAAGUGCUGAAGAGGUACAGAUGGGGAUGUCAACGGAUAACUUUCGCUUUCUUAUCCCUGCCUUCCUCUCUCUUACACCGCCUGUAAAAACUUGAUAACGCACACUGGACAGCGAUCUCCACAUUAAUGACGGAAUAUGGCCGCACAUAGGAGCCGUUCAAGUGUUUUAUUUCUCGUUAACAAAGGGACUGUUUCCUUUAGGAAAGACUCUUACCAAAGAUGUGUCCCUCUGCACUUUAGGAGAACAGUAUCAAGCACCGGCGUGAAGAACAGAGAGUUACUGCCGCGCUUAAGCUCAACUCUCGCUGGUCGCACAUACACAGAAUUGUACGAGCUGUCAGUGGAGAAUUCAGAGAGAUUUUGGGGAUCAAUCGCUAAAGAGAGGUUAACAUGGAUCAGGCCAUUCGACCAAGUGAAGGACUGUGAUAUUUCUAAAGGAAGAAUCAACUGGUUUCUUGGAGGACAACUGAACGUCUCUGUGAACUGUUUGGAUGUACACGUUGCGAGUCAUCCCGAUAAACUCGCCCUGGUGUGGGAGAGAGAUGAACCUGGCACAGAGGUUAAAGUGACCUACAGGGAUCUGUUGGAGACUACAUGCCGGUUGGCCAACACUCUCAAAAGCCAUGGGAUUCAGAAAGGGGACCAGGUGGCCAUCUACAUGCCCGUGUCGCCCAUUGCAGUGGCUGCCAUGCUGGCCUGUGCUCGCAUUGGUGCGGUGCACACAGUGGUGUUUGCUGGCUUCAGCUCAGAGGCUUUGGCAGGGAGGAUCCAAGAUGCCCAGUGCAAGGCCGUGGUCACGUGCAACCAGGCCGUGAGGGGGGGACGUGUUAUCAACCUGAAGACCACUGUGGAUGCUGCUGUGAAGAGCUGCCCGUCUAUCACACAUGUGUUUGUAGCUCAGAGGACCACUAACACAGUCCACAUGGGGGAACUGGACAUUCCACUAGAAGAGGCUAUGGCCAAUGAGUCAGCCGAGUGUCCUCCAGAGCCGAUGGAGAGUGAAGACAUGCUCUUCAUGCUCUACACCUCAGGGAGCACUGGCAAGCCCAAGGGUAUCGUCCACACACAGGCCGGCUACCUUCUCUAUGCAUCCCUCACUCACCAGUAUGUGUUUGACUACCGACCAGGCGAUGUGUUUGGCUGCGUGGCAGAUAUCGGCUGGGUGACUGGCCACAGCUAUGUUGUGUAUGGACCAUUAUGCAACGGUGCUACCACUGUGCUUUUUGAAAGCACACCUGUGUACCCAGACCCAGGACGAUACUGGGAGACUGUGCAGCGUCUGGGGAUAAAUCAGUUCUAUGGUGCCCCGACAGCCAUCCGCCUGCUACUGAAGUACGAUGAGAGCUGGGUGAAGAAGUAUGACCGCUCCUCGCUGAAAACCCUCGGCUCAGUUGGCGAGCCAAUCAACCAUGAAGCCUGGGACUGGUUUUACAAUGUGGUUGGAGAUGGCCGAUGCCCCCUAGUGGAUACUUGGUGGCAGACGGAGACGGGCGGUGUGUGCAUUUCCCCUCGGCCUUCCGAGGAGGGAGCAGAAAUUCGACCUGCCAUGGCGAUGAGACCUUUCUUUGGAAUAGAGCCAGCCCUCAUGGGAGAGAAGGGACAGAAAAUCAUAGGAAAUGAUGUCACUGGAGCACUUUGUGUCAGUCAGCCAUGGCCUGGAAUGGCCAGAACCAUAUAUGGAGACCAUGACAGAUUUGUGGAUGCAUAUUUCAAGCCAUACCCUGGUCAUUACUUCACUGGUGAUGGAGCUUACCGGUCAGUAGAGGGAUACUAUCAGAUUACAGGACGUAUGGAUGACGUUAUCAAUAUCAGUGGUCAUCGCUUAGGCACAGCAGAAAUAGAGGAUGCCCUGGACGAACACCCAGAAGUACCUGAAACUGCUGUCAUAGGUAUUUCACACGAUAUCAAAGGAGAAGUGCCUUUUGCUUUUGUGGUCCUGAAAGAGACUGCUGGUCUGGACCAGUCAGCUGUUGUUAAACAACUGAAAGACCUAGUGGCCACUAAGAUAGCAAAAUAUGCAGUUCCAGAUCACUUUUUGAUAGUGAAAAGGCUGCCAAAGACCCGGUCGGGUAAAAUUAUGAGACGCAUCCUCAGGAAGAUUGCUAUGGAGGAAACGGAAAAUCUAGGUGAUGUGUCCACCCUGGAUGACCCAUCAGUUGUAAAGGAAAUUAUAGACACUCACAUUCAGUAUAAGAGCCAGCUGUCGAAGAAGAAAUGAAGGAACAUGCAAAGCUUCUUCCCAGAGAAAGAAAUUACUUGCGCACAAUUUUAAUCAUGUGUACCAAGAGUAGCCUAUACCUUUAAGAAAAGUACAAUGUAGGCCUAACGCACACAUUUUCAGUAUGUACAACUGCAGGUUUUAAUUCAUAAUUUUGUCCGAAUACCAACAAAUCUUUCGUCAAAACAACCAGUGGAUAUCCAACAGCAUCCAUACCACAAGUUGUGAUACGUUUUUAAUCCAUGGAUUACUAAUAAGCAUAACCAGCCUUCAGUGGUGUAGUCUAGUCAGCUGUAGUGGGUAUACUGUGGUGCAGUCUAGUUAGCUGUAGUGGGUAUACUGUGAUCCACUCCAAAUGUUAAUACGUAUCCUUGCCUAUUUUUAGUGGGUAUACUGAGAUGGUGAUGCUUUUUAAGUACUGUGUAGUCCUGCAUUUCACGUAGACUACACCACUGCUAGCCUUUAUGUAUUUGGAUUGAACUUUGGUAUUUCAGAGUUAUCCUUAUAAAUCACUAUGCAGUAAUCCACUAACGUGUAACAAUUUUGUAAUGCCUUAAUUUUCGUUUUUCUAUGUAGUCUGCACAUUCCGGGUUAUCUUGACCUCAGUGAAUCUAUAGUAAUGAUGAUAGGCUUACUGUAUACACUUGAAUACAUUUUUUUAUUCCGUGGAUCACCUUUUACUUUAUGAAGUAUACAAUUGUAAAGAAUAUGAGAUUAAUCUAAACCUCUAAAAACCUGCUGUGGACAGUUAUAGGCCUACAAACCUUUUCACUGAAAACAGUAUUAGUUUUUUGUCAGUUUUUGCACAUACUCCCCUUGACACUAUUUCUGUAUGCCUUAUGAUGUUCUGUAUUUAAAUAAAAUGUCUUGGAAUCUUG
Molecule: messenger RNA, 3166 nt
Organism: Alosa alosa (allis shad)
Lineage: Eukaryota; Metazoa; Chordata; Actinopteri; Clupeiformes; Clupeidae
Gene: acss1
Product: acyl-CoA synthetase short chain family member 1
Exons: 14
Coding region: 207-2288 (693 amino acids)
Cellular component (GO): mitochondrion
Molecular function (GO): acetyl-CoA synthetase activity; AMP binding
Source: RefSeq, a predicted model, not a curated record